ACGCGACAAUCCUGCACAUGGUGCCAAGCCGCAGCACCAUUUAUAGCCAUCAGGAGGUCAAGUUCCAGCACGCGCAGGCUCCUGGAGAGGAUAGGUGCCUGGCGGGGGUGCCAAUUCGCGCCGGUGUUUUCUUUGGGGGAGUAUAUCUAGAGGUCCGCAGCCUGAGUGCACAGAACGACUGACUUGUAGCCGAGAAGAGAAGGUCUCUACCACUUGUGCUCCUCUCCGUACAGGCUGCAAGGAAGAAGAAGAAGAAGCAUGGGGACCUGCGGAUUACUGUUGUUCCUGACGGCUGUUGUGGUGGGAUCGGCACAGCUUGUGUCGGCGCAGGUGGGUUAUCCGGGUUAUCCAGGGUACAACCAGUUCUAUGGUGUGUCCGGUCACGCAACCGAAUGUGAGAGUGACAGCGACUGCAGGUCCGCCGGGUACCGGUGUCAAUUCGCGCCCGUCAGCGGCAAGUCUUAUUGCACGCCAAGCCAGUACCAAUACCCGUACAGCAGCUACUACGGAUACGGUGGAUACCCAUAUGAUUACUACGGAUACUAUGGAUAUGGCGGAUAUCCCUACUACAACUACUACGACUACUACGGAUCCGGGUACUAUGGUUAUAACUACCCCUACUACAACUACUACGGCUCAUACCCUUACUACGGCUACGGCUACGGCUACGGCUACUACCCGUACUAUGGUCACCCAUACGUUGGGUACACCGGCGAGGGCACGGCAGAGCCACGGCAGGGCCCUCCCCCGACCCUCACACCCGAGCAGCUGGAGGAGGCGAAGGCCAAACACGAGGAGAUGAGGAAGAAGGCAGAAGAGUUCUGGAGGAACAGGCAAGGCAAGGAGCAGCUGAAGCCCGGAGAGAGCCUGGAGGAUCACGUGGUGCCGAUGGGAGGUGAAUGGCUCCCUCCACCGCCGCCCCCACCCCAGGGGGAGCAGGGUAACCAAGGUAACCAGGAGGAGAGGAGGAGGUGGAUGCCGCCCCGCGUGCCCAGGGGACGGAGGCCUGCUACAGAGGAGCAAGUAAACGACGACGGAGUCGCAGUGAAUUAAAGACACAGGGGAGUUGUUGAAGACAGUGAUUGUUCUACUUGCACAAAUGAUGACAAGACUCAGACCGGACAAGGACACUGAUUUAAUUUCUACUGCCAGCAAAGCCUGCUGAUUAGCAAUGCAAUGUGUGGGUGAUCUUUAGCAUAGCAUGUGUGACUGAUUAAGAUUAUCACAAGCCAUUUUAACAAGAAUCUGAUGUGGAUUUUAAAAGUCAUCCCUUUGACAUAGAGCUCCCAAAGAUUGACAGUCUCGUGUCGAUUACAACUGCUGAAAUCUAGUGUACAAUUGAUAAGGAAUAAGUCAAAAUUAAUCAAAUAGGAAUCAUCAUGUUCAUUCUGGUACGGACGUUGACAAAGGGAAAAUACAAUUUGAACGCAUGAUAUUUUGCGAUACAAAAUACAUGUAUUCUUUACGUGUCUUAUACAAAUGUGGAAAAAGAAAUGUGGAUUGCGUACGUAGUUUGCGUCAUACGUCAGUAUCAUAAACGAAGAUAUUCUCGCUCUUAUUAUUGCUGUGUGCUCACGGACUACCACCUGGUUUCAAACCAUGUAUAUGAUUUUUGAAAUAAAAGCUGCUGUUUUGCAGAUGACGAUGCUA
This is a messenger RNA of Branchiostoma floridae (Florida lancelet), 1650 nucleotides long. Its product is annotated as prisilkin-39-like. The transcript has 6 exons. The record is from RefSeq and is a predicted model, not a curated record. Gene Ontology annotation, cellular component: cytoplasm. NCBI's taxonomy places the organism in Eukaryota, Metazoa, Chordata, Leptocardii, Amphioxiformes, Branchiostomatidae. Gene Ontology annotation, molecular function: carboxy-lyase activity. Bases 259 to 1053 code for a protein of 264 amino acids.